UUUCUACCUACGAAGAUAACAUAAAAAUCUCACCACCUUUCGCCUAAAUACCAAUCCCUCCACAUUACUCGUCCACCAGUACUUACAAGUUGUUAGUCAAGGUUUAUUGAACUUAACACAUUUAAAAAACAGUUUUCACCAUGAAAUAUUCAUAUUAAUAAUUUUUACAGAAUAAUUAAUAAUACUUAGCUUUCCGUCAUUAAUAACAAUAUUUCCACAUAUUAAAUAUGUCUCCCCUCACUACCACGUCUCUCCUCCUGUUGACCACACUUUUUUCCAGUGGAUCCACCUUCUCACUUUUCCCCAUUAAAAAUCAAUCUUCCCUUGAUUCCCAACCGUGUCAAACUGAAGAGACGACGUGCAAAUAUAACCAACACACUAUCUGCUAUUGCGGUGAUGCAACUUAUCAGGAUAAGUGCUGCCCUAAUGUAACCACCUGUUGCCCCAAAUACACUUAUUGUUGUGGCCAAUCUUGCUGUAAUUAUGGCGACACCUGCAAACUUGACGGGUGCUAUCAAUACGAACGCCAAUGGUCAAGAUACGGAUCUUCUGCUCUCAAAAUUAUUGGGAUUGUGGCCGGCCUUUGCAUCCUUUUUGCUUUCGGGGCUACCAAGGUGCUCCAUUCUUUGAAAAUAAAGUGUCCAGUGCACCCAUCACAUCGCGGGGAAAUUCAGCCAGGAGAGGAUGCGCGCUUGGAGGAAAUAAAAUCUCCGGCAAAAAGUCUGGGCGACGAGGCAGAGGAGAAAAGUACAGCAGAGAAAUCAGUUUAGACUGCCAAAAUAUAAUUACUUGUAGUCACAAUUUGUCCUCUUUUUAAUUAAAUAUUUCAUCAACUAAAUUAACCUAAAUUUUUGUGUAUUUAACAUAUCCAUCCAGAAUCCACCCAAGACGAAUUUUUCCACAUACUUUAAUCUGACAAAUAGGUAGAUCCAAUAAAGCUACCGGCAGUACGAAACUCUCAAACGAAAAAAGACACUCAACCCCGUCGACACAUAAAUCCCAAGCUGUACACUCCUAUCCCAAACUUAACGAAGGUUACGUGAAAACCCACAAUGUUGGAUAGCUUUAUGACCAACUAGUACAGUAAAACGUUAUAUAUUUUCUCGAUUUUGUACUUAUUUAGGUGACCGAAAUAUAAAAUGUGAAAAAUC
Folsomia candida is the source of this 1151-nucleotide messenger RNA. RefSeq lists its product as uncharacterized. The record is from RefSeq and is a predicted model, not a curated record. The transcript has 2 exons. The coding region runs from base 228 to 770 and encodes 180 amino acids. NCBI's taxonomy places the organism in Eukaryota, Metazoa, Arthropoda, Collembola, Entomobryomorpha, Isotomidae.